ACAGUUCCUCUGACAAAUACAAAAUGGUUGAAAACUAAAGUUGGCAAACAAAGAAAGGCAGCGUAAUAACGCAUAUGAACGUUAAAAUUGUGUUUUCUGAAGUGAAAGUUAGUUAGUUUAGUGUCUAUUAAGUGUUUUGUGUACGAUGUUGGAUUUAGAAAUCGUCCCGGAGCGAUCCCUGGGUUGUGAUACCUGGGAAUUCGUACUUGGGAUGCAUUUCUCUCAGUCAGUUGCCAUCAUACAAAGCCAAGUGGGUACAAUACGAGGUGUGCAAGUCUUAUAUAGUGAUCAGAAUCCAUUAUCGGUAGACCUAGUAAUAAAUAUGCCGCAGGACGGCAUCCGGUUAAUAUUCGACCCGGUCGCACAGCGCCUCAAAAUUAUAGAAAUAUACAAUAUGAAAUUAGUUAAGCUUAGGUAUAGUGGCAUGUGCUUCAAUUCUCCGGAGAUCACGCCGUCUAUAGAGCAAGUGGAGCACUGCUUUGGCGCGACUCACCCCGGCCUUUACGACUCGCAACGGCAUCUCUUCGCACUCAAUUUUAGAGGACUUUCAUUCUAUUUUCCUGUUGAUAGUAAAUUUGAGCCUGGGUACGCGCACGGCCUGGGCUCGCUGCAGUUCCCCAACGGCGGUUCUCCUGUCGUCUCCCGGACCACCAUUUACUAUGGAUCACAACAUCAAUUAAGCAGCAGUAGUAGUGGGCGGUGCGCAGCGCCACUACCCGAGCUGCCGCUGUCCUGCUACCGGCAGCAGCUGCACCUGCGCCGCUGCGACGUGCUGCGCUCGCCCGCAGCCACGCUCGCACUGCGCCUGCACAUGUACACUGAAGGUAAACAUCACUACUGCGAGGUUAUGCUCGCCUGGUACUUUUGUAUUCCGCUGGAUUCAACCUGUGCUGAUAAUGGCAUACCAGUAACUGACAUGUUACAGUUUAACUAUUUCACCUUAGGAUUGGACGUGUUGUUCGACGCGCGCACACACCGCGUGAAGAAGUUCGUGCUGCACACCAACUACCCGGGACAUUACAACUUCAACAUGUACCACCGCUGCGAGUUCGAGCUCACCGUGCAACCGGACAAAUGCGAGUCGAAUACACUAGUGGAGAGCCGCGGCGCGGUCACCAUUACCGCAUACAGCAAGUGGGAGACGGUGUCGCGUGCGUUGCGCGUCUGCGAGCGGCCUGUGGUGCUCAACCGCGCCUCCUCCACUAACACUACCAACCCAUUCGGAUCCACCUUCUGUUAUGGGUACCAGGAUAUCAUAUUUGAGGUGAUGUCGAACAACUACAUAGCGUCGAUCACGCUAUACCAGCCGGAGGGCACCCGGCCUCACUACGCUGUCAACUCGAUCGCGUGACAUAGCCAGGUAUCGCCAAGCAAAGGGAAGUACACGUCUUGAAUGCUGUGUUGUCAGUACAAUAACCUCCACUAGUGGCAACACCGGUUCGGUAGUCACACAAUAUUUUUCAAUUCUGGCAAUAUGACUUUUACAUAUCUUACAAAGCACCUAAGAGGAAGCAGUAUUUAAAUAAAAAAUGUGAUAAAAACUGUGGAAAACUCUGAAAAAAAUCUUACAUAAGUGAAUGACAGAUCUCAAGAUGGUGUGUUGAAUAGUUUUUAUUUAACUUAGCAAUGUAUGGUAAAAAAAAAUAAUUUAAAAACAUCCUAUGUUAAGUUGAUUUUUUUUAAUUACAUGACGUGUGGUUAUGAUCUUUUAGUAAUAAUAGUCGAAUGUGUUCUUAAUAUGAGAAAAAAGGUUUAUGAAAUUAUUCAUGGUAACUAGAAAUAGACUGUGCUGUAAAUAUUUUUGGAACUUUGGUGAGAAAAAAUGAUAACAAAAAAUUGAUGUAUUUUUUCUAAAAUCAUUUUCGAGAAAGAGCAUUGUGUGAUUUAAUGUAUGUGCAAAAAUAUUUUUAUCUAGAAUAGCACCACGAUAAAGCCAUUCAUGUUUUUUUUAUAUUUUAAGUGUAGUUUUUUCUGUUAUGUUAAAGACUUCAUAGACAAAACUUUUACAAUUUACCCUUUUUAUCUAGUUUAACCUUUACUGGUAACAUUUUGCAACAAUAAAAUUAAUAAAAAAUAGUUUUAAUCAUUUUUUAAUUGUCUAUUUCUACUUAAAUAUUUCUCAAGGCAUUCUACAUAUCAUUUGUCUAUGGCGCCUUUAAUUGCCAGACUUGUGACGUUAUUAUUUAUUUGAACGUCCUUGAUUUUUUAAUAUAUUGUGAUUUUCAUACUCUUCGAUUUUACAACGUUUUUUUUAUAAAAUCGAAAAGCUAGCUCGAUUGUAUUGUACCUUUAAGUUUCGAAAAAAAUCGACUUAUUUAUUUUAUGAAUACCUAUUAUAGCUGCAUUCGUUUUUAAAAUACGUAGAUAAAAUAAGGUACAUAGAAUGAAAAAUGCUUUCAGAAUGCUUGAAAAAAAAAAUGAUUGCUUGUGUUGGUUAUGAUUGUUUUAACGUGAUGCGAAUUAUAUUUUAAUUUCAAUUGUAAUAUAUUAUAGGUAAUUGUCACAAAUAUUCACUGCGGAUCGUCAGCAUUAUUUUUUUGUAAUAUUCAUUCCAAAAAUAUUAGUUUAAUUUUUCUACCAACUUUUAUUAUUUUGGUUAAAAAAAUCGUAUUUUUUUACAUUUCAUGUUUCAUUAUUAUGGGCAAUUGUCUGGCUUUUUGUCUUUAUAUUGAAGCAUAAAACUGUAGAAAAAACGCAAUAUUGUUACUGUCAGUUGUUUUUCCGCGAUUUUUUACGAUUUUUUUGAAAGCGAUUGUUAAGUAGAUGAAUUUUUUAAAUAUUUUAUUACACAUAAUGCUGUAGUGCACAGUUGAAAUAAGUUAACCAUAUUAAAAGUCAUGUGUAUUUUUUUUUAAGAAUUUGCGUAGUUUUAGUGGCAAUGUUAAUAUUCGAAAUCGGACCCUAAUUCUUAUGAUUUAAAGUCUAAAUUUCAAUAACAAAUGAGCUUAAAAAUGUAGGCAGACGUGAGGUGGUUGUGAUGUAACGUAAACAAUCGAUUUGCUCUCAUUAUUAUAAUAAAAUUUCGUUUCGGUAGUAAGCUGUAAAGUUAUAUGUAAGGUGUAUAAACUUCUAUAGAGACAGGCUAUAAAAUGAAUAAAACCAGAACUACUAAUUGGAUUGAAUUUAACAAAACCUGUACACUUCAAUGUUAGGUGUAGCGGGAUUUUCCCAGCUGAUGAUUUUGGGCCACCAAAUAUAUGAAAAGCGUAAUACAAGUAUAAUGAAAAAAAAAAACGAUUUAAAAACCCUUACUAGACCAAUAAAUUAAAAAAAAUCUUGUAAUUGUAAAAAGCAAGCUAAUUUUUUUUAAGUCGUAGCUUUGCAUCGUGUCUCUGAUGUCGAUUUUUUCUUACAUGUAACAUUUAUUUAUUUUUGCACAAUAACUCACGAGUGUGAUUGUCAUUAGGUAUGAUGGCUGUGGUGCCAUACUACAAAAAAAAAUUAAAAAAUGACAAAUAAUACUAUAAAAAAAGUAUUAAUUAAGGUAGCGUAUGCUGCGAUAUCUUUGUUGAUAUGCAAAUAUUUUUUUUAAUAAAGAAUAGAGCUUGAUUUUUGUUUUAAAAUCCCCUACAAAUAGUUUUUCAUAGACCAAAUAUUUCUGUUGGAAAUAGCAAAAAAACUAUAUUUGCAUAUACAACAACGAUUUAUUUUUUAUAUAAAGAUAAUUAGCUUACUUUUGUCUCGCUGUGUACUUAUCGUCACAGUUGUCACUUUAGUCAUAAUGUUGUUUGUAUUUUAUAAUUAUGUCAGCCUUGGAAUAAACACGAUGUUAUGCAAAAAAUCUCGAAUUUAAAAAAAAAAUAACAUUUGUACUUGGGCCAUUUUAAUAAACCACAUUUGAUAUUAAUUUUACCUUCAUACUGAGGUUUUUUAAAAACACCGAUUUAAGCCAAUGAAUCGAUUCUGAAAAAUUAAUGUUUUUUCGUUUUUUUUAAUUCCUACAGUUUAAAAAAAUGUUCGCUGGCGCAACAUUCCCACCUUGUUCGAUUGACAUAUGAUUAUAUACGAAACUCGCUGUUGUUCGCGACUUCGCCUACAUGAAAUAAAAAAUACAACCUAUGUUAUUCCCGGAUAACUUAUCUUUCUAACGAUGAAAGAAUUUUUUUAAAAUCGGCCCAAUAGUUUUAAGUUAUUUCAAUACAUACAAAAAUACUCUAUUCAAAAAAUCUCUCCUCUUUAUAAUAUUGAUUGAUUUUAGAAAAAAGGUGCAGUUUUGAUUUCUACAAAAUAAAAGUAAUACUUUGAAGCAUAAAGUUUCGUGGUUGGAUUUCGAUGUAGUGGUUAAGUUGGCCCAUUUAUAAUGAAUAUUGUCAUAUAUCGUGUAAUUCGUAAUAUAAAAGGCUGACAUAAAAUCGUAUAAUAUAACCGUAGCUUGUAUGUCAUACGUGUAGUAGCGUUAUAUUAUGCAUUUAGGUACAUAACAACUUUUAUGAUUAGUGAAUAAAGGACACCCACUUUAAAUGGUACUUUUGAUAUUUUAAGAAUCUAGCAACAAUUUACUGGAAGCAUAAUAUGACGUGUAUAUAAUUUUUUUUUUAGAAAAAUAUGAAUUGUCAUAUUUGUUUUUAAUCAGUGUUGCCAAUCUGAAUACUACCAAUGUGUUUUUUUUUGUAAUAGCCAAUGUUUUUUUUUUUAUUUAUUACUAUAUUGUUGUAAAAAUUGUUGAAAGUCCGAUUGUUGUUAUUUGUGAGCGAAUCAUAGUUAUUAUAUUUUUCAUCUGGUUGUCAAAUUGGUAGAGGAAUUGCUAAUUUUUUUUUAAUAAAACGAUAUCCAUAAGUCAUAAUUAUUUAUUGUGAUACGAGAAAAACCGUUAAUUGGUUAAUUUUCUUAUAUCUUUUAUUCUUUAAUUGGUAUAAGUGCAUAAAAAGACCAUAGAUUAUUUUUUUAGAUUUUUUUUAGCAAUAAUCGUUUAUUUAUUUCAAUAUAACGUAAAAUCGUAAGCAUUUUCGUUUGCUUAAAAAAUCAUAAUAAUAAAAUAAUUGCGUGUGAAUUAUAAUAAAAAAAAAUGUUUCAAAAUCGUGUGUUGUAAUUUUUAUCGUCACUAAUUACAUUUGUUAAUUUUUUAUUUUAUUGUCAUGAACUCGUAAAUUUUACACGUGUUUUUUAUCUACUGACAUGCAUAUUAAAUACAGUUAUCGAAGUAUUUUAAAUAUUAUUUUUUAUGAGUUUAUUUAUGUAUUAUUUUAUUUACUAAAUCAUUUCUAAUAUUGAUGUGAGUUGUCUAUAUAUUUUUGUUAAAAUGCUGUUAUAAGUACAAAAAUUUAAAUUAACAUAACACCGCUAAAGAAUUAGACAGUCAAUUGGUUUCGACACAAUUUCAAAAAAUAUUUGACUAAGGACCUGUCCUACAAUUCUUGGAAAUUGAUGACAACCUGAAAUAUCUGAUUUUGGUAUUCUAUCUGACAGGGACACUUUUAAACUAUCUGAGCCUCUAUCAGCCAUUGGCGGGACAGGCCCUUAGUGACACGUUAAAAUUCCGUUGUUUUAUUUAUCAGAUAUUAUUUAAGCCACUAUCAGAUGCUAUAAGUAUACGAUAUAAGUUAAAAUGAACUAAAUAUAACUAUGAUUUGCUUAUAGUGUAGAUAGAUUAAAAUAGUCAACAAAUUGAAUGAUUCGCUCGUGCGUAACGGAAUGAAUGACAAAAAAUUGUCUACAAAACGGCAAAUAAGGGUGGUGUUACAUUAGUCUUGUCAAUAAUUUAAAAGUGACAGGUGAUAUUUACCAUUUUGACAAUAUCAAUGGUAAUGUUUUUAUCCAUUUAAAACUAUGUUUGGUUCUUUUGUAUUACAUAGCACCAUAGCAUUUUUUAUAAGAUUACAAAAAUGCGAAGUUUUUUUUCUAUUAAUGUCCAAAUUAUACCAAACAUUCGAAAAUAAAAUUAUGGAAAAUAUGAAUGGAAAUAAUAUUUGACAGCUUCUUGCCCCUUACCACCCUUUAUUGCCAAUGUGUUUUGAUGCCAAAAUUUAUCAAAUUAAAUUUGAAAUGUUCAAAAUUUACUCCGUUCGAUGCCAACGCACAUUUAAAAAACUUUUUAAUCGAAUGUUUUUGUAGUUAAAUGGGCAUUAUUCAACAUUUAGUGAAUGCGGUAUAAGCAGCGUACACAUGAACCAAAUAUUUUUGAUUAGUAACUGCUUGCAAUUUUACAUAAAAGUACAUUUAAUUUAUAACUGAAAACGCAAGUGUGUACGUAGCUUAAUACUUUGACAGGUUAUAAUUUGUUAUAAUAAUUAUGUUUGUAUACAUUUCUCUAAAUUGUGAUCAUUGUAAAUUUCUCUUUUAUAUUCCAGUCAAGUGGGUACAAAGAAAAAAAAAUGUCUCAAAAAAUACCAAAAAACUUAAUAAAGGAUUUCAUACCGAA
Papilio polytes (common Mormon) is the source of this 6358-nucleotide messenger RNA. RefSeq names its product UPF0183 protein CG7083. The transcript has 11 exons. Gene Ontology annotation, cellular component: trans-Golgi network. Gene Ontology annotation, biological process: Golgi to plasma membrane protein transport. Lineage: Eukaryota; Metazoa; Arthropoda; Insecta; Lepidoptera; Papilionidae. The record is from RefSeq and is a predicted model, not a curated record. Bases 146 to 1351 code for a protein of 401 amino acids.